AACAAAAAUAAAAUAAUAACACAAAGUCUUUCGUUCAGCAAGAACCUAUUGAUAAGUCAGCGAAAUGCCUCCAGUAAAUAUCCACGUGAACUCGAUUAUUCGAACAAAAUGCUAAUGCAAUCAACCUCCUAGCGUGGAUUCACAAAUCCUGCCCCCAAAACUGAGAGUGCUCGCGAGGCUGUCAAGUCUUUCUAUUGUAGGUUCUCAAGUCCCUCCUUUCACAAUUGGUACAUUUUCUUACAGGCGUAGGCGAAUUAUGCAGCAAAGGAUACGCUCGAAUGAAUGAAUAUGAAGCUCACCUCUCUUCAUACGACCAUUCUCACAAACAACGUCUUAAGGAUAUGCGACAAUUAACGCGCGAUCCAAUGGCCUCUUCCAAAGCUCGAAAAGCGGAGGCUAAAGCAAACUCACAAUCUGGGUUGAUAUCGAUUAAGUUGAGUGGAGAGGCAAAUUCGGGUGCUGGAGCUACUUCUGGAGGUUUCAAGAAAGGGGGCUUUAAGAAAUCCGGGUUUAAAAGUGCUUUUGCACCCGUGGAUGAGGAUGGAGCCGAUGCACCUGUAAAGGAUGAGGUCGAAGAGAAGAUCGAAUUUAGUAGAAACAUGGGAGUUCAGGGAGAGGAUUUGGAGAGCGAUGCCGAUGACGAACAAUACGGGUACGAUAUGUACGAUCCGAGGCGUCCCACUGAUUGAGAAGGGCUGGACGAUGAAGAUACAGAUCAAACGGAUCUCAAAGACUCAAAACGGGUAUGGGUCAAAAUCCUGAAGCCCUACAUCAUAUGAUCGCACAGUCUUGUCUUACAUGACCGUCCCGGUGGGCAAGCUUGCGCAUACCAGGCAGGCCAAGCAAAGUGGAAGCUUCAUAUAUCUCGACGAAAAAAAGAAAAAAAGCCAUGCCCAAUGUAUGGAUUCCAAGAUUGAGGACUUCUAGAUUUGAGAAUGUCAGCUGGCCCAAAAUAUGAUUAUUUAUUUUACGUGGGAAAGCCUAUAUUCUGACCCAGCAAGAUUGAUAGGGUGUUUUGCAUACCUCUCCGGGCGUCAUUUACGCCCUUGAACCAUUCUUGGUGGUUGAACUAUGUCAGCCAUGGCACGCCCUACGAUGAAUGGUGGCGCCGCUGGAUCAUGAGUUCUUUGUUAAGUCCUUGAAAACCGAAGCUAUCGUCUGGAGCAUUCUAGGUAUGUAGGGUGACGUUCUCGGUCGAAUUAUCAGCCCGAUAGAAUGUUGGAACAGGCAAAGAGAGUGAGCGCAGGUACUGGGUCGGUUCUAUGGCGAGAUUUGUGUCCAAUUUUUUUUUGAGAUGAAUCAUGCUGGAACUGAUACUUUGGUCUUUGGAAGGCGCUAGUACUUCUUUAGGCAUUACAUUUGACAAGCCCUAAAAUCUGUACAAAAAUCUCGCUAAAAUGAGGCCGUGGAAGUGGUUGUACAUUCGAGCGUAUUUGUGACAUCUUGUGAUGGUAGCUCCGCACGUUGACGGCAAAUCUAUUCAGCCAUGAUGCACAGAAAAUCUCCCGCGAC
This is a messenger RNA of Sclerotinia trifoliorum, 1512 nucleotides long. Lineage: Eukaryota; Fungi; Ascomycota; Leotiomycetes; Helotiales; Sclerotiniaceae. The record is from the annotation of a GenBank genome assembly.